AUGCCGAACGGGAAGAAAGAGACAACACCUGCGCGGCCGCGCAGAGAUGUGCUGGCCUCGCUGCGAAUGGCAUCAAUGGAGGAGAUCGCACGAGCUUCGCUGCCGGCUGAGAUCAUUUCGUCGAUUCUAGACUAUCUCGACCCCGUCGAUCUUAUUCGUGUCGCCCGAUCGAGCAAACUUCUACAUGAAAUGGCGUAUGACGACACCCGAUGGGUGCAGCGAUUGAAACGAAUUGGGUGUUGGGACGAGGCAGACGCUCGGAGACACAUCGAGGCAACUUAUGGGACCAUUGCCAAUCCAGAAAUUGCAGCUCAAGAGGAUAUGUCCGUGGAGACGAGCGGCGAAGUGCCUGUGAUUGCUAUCGACCAGGCCCCUUCUUCGGAUGUUAAGGAGCUCUCUGACGGAUUCGAUAAGAUCGAGCUGGUCAACACCAGCUUACCGCCUGAAUCCUCAACGGGUGUUGAAGACGACCCCGAUCUAGUCAUCAUAAAGACCGCCAAAUCAAUACGGGGUGAGGCGCGUCAGGAAUAUGGGAGAAUCCAUGGCGCUUUGGCGCCAUUCUACAAUGACAUUGCAAAGAAGGGGCCUUCAGUGGAUAACUUGGUUUUCGCCCAGUAUAAAGACCCGCAAGCACGGGCUCAAAUGCUGUCGCAACUGGUAGCCUUCUCAAAGUCCGAUAUGACAGACGGUUGGCAAGAUCGGACAGAUCGUCUUCAAAAUACCGUGGCCAUGUUUGAAACUUCGGCACUGAACGAGUUCCGAAGUGCAUACGAGUCAGACGACAUUGAUGAAACUAUGCGCAAAUUCUCUCAUGUUCUAUGGACACUUAACGGCGGCAAAGCGGCUGUCGAUCUUUUUAUACAUCACAAUCACUUGAUGACACGCAAAACUGAGCUCGGGACAGUUGCGGACUGCAUUGAUGCCUCGGGGAAAGUGAAGUUGGAGCAUACACAGGCGUUCUUUACACGACUGAGUGUUGCCUACAACGAGGAAGUGGCAAUCAUGAAUCGCGCAUUUCCACCUGAACUAGACGUGGCAUCUCCCUUUAUGGAAAAGGUUGGGCAAGAUGUGCUCUACCCAUUCCUCACAACUAUCUUCGAUGAGCUGCAUCGCACUAAUAUGGAAUCUUACCUCACGGCCGUCUCCGUCACAUUUGUACAGUGCAUGAACCUGUCUGAAUCUCUGUUGCCAAUACGCAAUUCUGGCGAUAAGUUUGAUCAGUACCUGGAUUCUGUUGUGAUCAAAAUUUAUGAGCCACACAUCGAUUUGUACUUGGCGGAAGAACUCGACUACUUCCGGAAGGGAUGCGAGGCGACAAUUGACGACUGGGAUCGCCAGCUUUCAGAGCAAGCUGCCUCGACUGAGUCAUUCCUCAUGUCCAAUGUCAAUCGUCAAGCUGACAAGCGAGACUUCCUCACCUCGUUCAAAAAGGUGAUCAUGAUGCCUGUCAAUAUUCUCCCAAGUUUCUCGGGUAGCAAGGCCAGCGGGGACUCCAAAGCUGACUCCGAGACGAAUGGAAAUAACCCAUCUGCUGCGAAGAGUCCCAAUCGGUUCUCCACUAUCGCUUCACCGGCACCUCCAACGUUAGAAGAGGCCCCUACCACGGAAUUGGCAGCCAAGGCAGCUAUCAUGAAAACAAAGAUGGAAGGAAUCAAGAGCUUGUUCAGCAUUGAAAUUGCUCUGAACCUCGUUCACUCAGCCAAGUCCAGUCUGGAGCGAGCCGCUCAGUUUGUCCGGUUGGGUGGGGAGUAUGGUCGAGCUGCCAAGCAGCAGUGCGAGGCCAUUUUCGUAGCCCUUCUUCGUCUCUUGGGCCUUCGCCAUGUCAUUGUUGGCUUUGACAAAGCCGUGGACCACCUCUCCAACUACCGUCCACGAGAGCAGGAUGAGCGCGAUUCCUCAGGAGUCGAGCCCCUUGUUACUUUCUUGGAGUUGGUGAACGUGGGUGAUCUGAUCUUGCAAAUGGUGGACGUAUUUUAUGAGCAGGAGCUGAUUGGCACGAGACUGACGGACCGAAAUGAUUUCCUCGAUCCAGCAGUCAAGGAAAAGAAGAAAUUCGAACAGAUGCUUGAUGAGCGCGUGGCAGCUGGGUUGAAUAAGGGCAUAGAUGUCCUUAUGGAAGAAGUGGAUUAUAUCCUCGCCACACGACAGGUCGCUACGGAUUUCAAUCCUGGCGUCUCAUCGGAUCCUCAUCGACAGACUAUGGAUGUGGGCAUCAGUCAAGCAGCCGCAGCAGUGGUGGAUGUGGUUUCGUCGCACACUCAGAUGUUGGUGGGCAGCACUGACAAGAGCAUGCUGGAUGUCUUCAACCAAGAGGUCGGCUUGCGCCUGUUCACUGCUCUUUGCAAACAUCUGAAGCGACAGCGGAUCAGUGUUGAGGGAUCAUUAAAACUGAUCAGUGACAUGAACCACUAUUUCAAGUUCGUGGAAACCCUCCGGAACAACGAGCUUCUCCUCUACUUUAAAGCCUUCUGUGAACUAGCCCAGAUCUACCUGAUUGACCCGUCUGACGCGAAGGAAUUGGCGACGAUCAUCGCCGACGCCGACCGGUUCCACGGAAUCUGGCGAGUCGAGGAAGUCUCUGAAUUCGCGGAGCGCCGGGUUGACUGGUACCAAGUGAAAGGUGAUGUGGAACGAGCCAUGUACGGCAUUGGGUGUAGCGUGAUGUAA
Messenger RNA from Penicillium daleae, 2667 nucleotides. RefSeq lists its product as uncharacterized. The transcript has 3 exons. Gene Ontology annotation, biological process: exocytosis; Golgi to plasma membrane transport. Gene Ontology annotation, cellular component: exocyst; cytoplasm. Bases 1 to 2667 code for a protein of 888 amino acids. NCBI's taxonomy places the organism in Eukaryota, Fungi, Ascomycota, Eurotiomycetes, Eurotiales, Aspergillaceae. The record is from RefSeq and is a predicted model, not a curated record. Gene Ontology annotation, molecular function: protein binding.